Molecule: messenger RNA, 2204 nt
Organism: Nomascus leucogenys (northern white-cheeked gibbon)
Lineage: Eukaryota; Metazoa; Chordata; Mammalia; Primates; Hylobatidae
Gene: ACSF2
Product: acyl-CoA synthetase family member 2
Exons: 17
Coding region: 1-2106 (701 amino acids)
Biological process (GO): fatty acid metabolic process
Molecular function (GO): medium-chain fatty acid-CoA ligase activity
Source: RefSeq, a predicted model, not a curated record
AUGGCUGUCUGCGUCGGGAUGCUGAGCCUGGGGAGGCUGUGCGCCGGGAGCCCGGGGGUGCUGGGGGCCCGGGCCGCCCUCUCUCGGAGUUGGCAGGAAACCAGGUUGCAGGGUGUCCGCUUCCUCAGUGCAAGGGGUGGGAUGGAAGCUGGCAAACAGAGGAUUUCAGUUCCCAGUAGCUUCACUGCCUCUGCAGCAGCACAUUCCAGAGAGGUGGAUCGCAUGGUCUCCCUGCCCAUCGGAGGCCUCAGCUACGUUCAGGGGUGCACAAAAAAGCAUCUUAACAGCAAGACUGUGGGCCAGUGCCUGGAAACCACAGCACAGAGGGUCCCAGAACGAGAGGCCUUGGUCGUCCUCCAUGAAGACGUCAGGUUGACAUUUGCCCAACUCAAGGAGGAGGUGGACAAAGCUGCUUCUGGCCUCCUGAGCAUUGGCCUCUGCAAAGGUGACCGGCUGGGCAUGUGGGGACCUAACUCCUAUGCAUGGGUGCUCAUGCAGUUAGCCACCGCCCAGGCGGGCAUCAUUCUGGUGUCUGUGAACCCAGCCUACCAGGCUAUGGAACUAGAGUAUGUCCUCAAGAAGGUGGGCUGCAAGGCCCUUGUGUUCCCCAAGCAAUUCAAGACCCAGCAAUACUACAACAUCCUGAAGCAGAUCUGUCCAGAAGUGGAGAAUGCCCAGCCAGGGGCCUUGAAGAGUCAGAGGCUCCCAGAUCUGACCACAGUCAUCUCGGUGGAUGCCCCUUUGCCGGGGACCCUGCUCCUGGAUGAAGUGGUGGUGGCUGGCAGCACACAGCAGCAUCUGGACCAGCUCCUGUACAACCAGCAGUUCCUGUCCUGCCAUGACCCCAUCAACAUCCAGUUCACCUCGGGGACAACAGGCAGCCCCAAGGGGGCCACCCUCUCCCACUACAACAUUGUCAACAACUCCAGCAUGUUAGGAGAGCGCCUGAAACUGCAUGAGAAGACACCAGAGCAGUUGCGGAUGAUCCUGCCCAGCCCCCUGUACCAUUGCCUGGGUUCCGUGGGAGGCACAAUGAUGUGUCUGAUGUAUGGUGCCACCCUCAUCCUGGCCUCUCCUGUCUACAAUGCCAAGAAGGCACUGGAGGCCAUCAGCAGAGAGAGAGGCUCCUUCCUGUAUGGUACCCCCACGAUGUUCGUGGACAUUCUGAACCAGCCAGACUUCUCCAGUUAUGACAUCUCGACCAUGUGUGGAGGUGUCAUUGCUGGGUCCCCUGCACCUCCAGAGUUGAUCCGAGCCAUCAUCAACAAGAUAAAUAUGAAGGACCUGGUGGUGAGUGGUGACCGGGGCCCGGGCUGGGCAGGGGGUAUCCUGGAAGAUACCAGCUCACUUGCUGGAAUCACCAAAGAGGGACAUAGAGGACCUGUUAACCCAGCCCCCACCUGUUUAAUGGCGGCCAGCUUUCUUGGACCUCUUGGUGGGGAACUUGCAGCUGCGGAAAGCGUCCGUGUCACGGAUGUGCUGGCCCUUGAACUUGGCAGGCAAAGCUCUCUCCAUUUCCAAGGACCACCUAUCCUGAAGCAAGAGGAUAGGAAGCCCCAACCUGAGGCCAUCCUGUCCCAGGCCCGGAUCAUGAACAUGGAGGCGGGAACGCUGGCAGAGCUGAACACGCCCGGGGAGCUGUGCAUCCGAGGGUACUGCGUCAUGCUGGGCUACUGGGGCGAGCCUCAGAAGACAGAGGAAGCAGUGGAUCAGGACAAGUGGUAUUGGACAGGAGAUGUCGCCACAAUGAACGAGCAGGGCUUCUGCAAGAUCGUGGGCCGCUCUAAGGAUAUGAUCAUCCGGGGUGGUGAGAACAUCUACCCCGCAGAGCUCGAGGACUUCUUUCACACGCACCCGAAGGUGCAGGAAGUGCAGGUGGUGGGAGUGAAGGACGAUCGGAUGGGGGAAGAGAUUUGUGCCUGCAUUCGGCUGAAGGACGGGGAGGAGACCACAGUGGAGGAGAUCAAAGCUUUCUGCAAAGGGAAGAUCUCUCACUUCAAGAUUCCGAGGUACAUCGUGUUUGUCACAAACUACCCCCUCACCAUUUCAGGAAAGAUCCAGAAAUUCAAACUUCGAGAGCAGAUGGAACGACAUCUAAAUCUGUGAAUAAAGCGGGAGGAAGGGUCCGCCCAGGCCCUCCUCCUGUCCAUCCACCACAUUCCCCUGUCUGUCCUUGUGAUUUGGCAUAAAGAGCUUCUGUUUUU